Cheilinus undulatus (humphead wrasse) is the source of this 3331-nucleotide messenger RNA. It is a transcript of the gene slc39a1, whose product is annotated as solute carrier family 39 member 1. Bases 150 to 1064 code for a protein of 304 amino acids. Gene Ontology annotation, cellular component: plasma membrane. Gene Ontology annotation, molecular function: zinc ion transmembrane transporter activity. Lineage: Eukaryota; Metazoa; Chordata; Actinopteri; Labriformes; Labridae. Gene Ontology annotation, biological process: zinc ion transmembrane transport. The record is from RefSeq and is a predicted model, not a curated record. The transcript is spliced from 4 exons.
CAUAUAUAACCCCCGAGGUGGUGAUUUUCUCAGUGUAAUUCGUAUUGUCGUAGGGGUAAGCAAGCCCCAGGUAGCUUUAUAACUAAUCAAAUGAAAGUACAGUUAGUUAUUAAACGUUUUUCCUUUAACUGACAUUUUAUGCUGCUAAAAUGGACUACCUGCUUGCCGUGAAAGUAGGCUCUCUGUUCGGUUUAUUGUUUUUAACUCUGCUUUUUGGAUUUAUUCCCGCUCGAGUACUAUGGUUCAGAGACACAAACGCGACAGAAACCCAGCGCACAGUUCUGAGUCUGAUCAGCUGUUUUGCUGGUGGCGUUUUCCUGGCAGCAUGUCUGUUGGACAUCAUUCCCACUUAUCUGUCAGACAUCAGCACUGAGCUGGAGAUACGGCAAGUAGAGACCAACUUUCCCCUUCCAGAGUUCAUCUUGGCUUCUGGCUUUUUUGCGGUCCUCGUCCUGGAGAGGAUCGUUCUGAACUGUCAGGGCAUGGGAGGGGCUCAGGAGGAGAGGGCGCCCCUGAUACAGGACAACAGGAAUGGUCAUGGACACGCCCACAACCAUGCAGCCAACCCUGACGUGGAGGGCAGCAGCCAGCAUGUCCAUGUGGACUUCCACGCUCACUCCCCCUUUCGAUCAUUCAUGCUUUUCCUCUCCCUCUCCAUUCACUCCAUUUUCGAGGGUCUUGCCAUCGGCCUGCAGAACACUGACUCGAAGGUUCUAGAGCUCUGCGUUGCCAUCCUUAUCCAUAAGAGCAUCAUUGUGUUCAGCCUGUCUGUGAAGCUGGUCCAGAGCGCAGUCAGUCAGUUAUGGUUGGCCGCUUACAUCGGAGUGUUCGCCAUGAUGUCACCCAUAGGCAUCGCCAUUGGCAUCUCAGUGAUGGAGGCAGGGCUAGCGGCUGGAGCACUGAUCCAGGCCAUCCUGGAGGGACUGGCCGCAGGGACGUUUGUUUACAUCACCUUUAUGGAGAUCCUCCCGCAUGAGCUCAACUCCCCCGGCAAACAGCUCAUCAAGGUCCUCUUCAUCCUGCUCGGCUUCAGCAUCAUGGCAACUCUGACAUUUUUAGGAUGAGACUGACACCAGGGGGCACAUCACCUGGCCAAUUUGUGACAACUACUGCAGCUCCCACAGGCAUGUGGGUAAAUAUUGUACAGAGAGAACAAAAAAGUAAGGUUACUUUUGCACUGUUACGUCCAGCUCUGGAGUCUUUAACGUCAAAGCAGCAUGACAACAGAUGGUGGUUUUAUUACUUUGUAUUUACUUUUUAAACAUUUCAUAAAAGAGGACACCCUAGUGUAAUUGUGUGAUAAUGUAAACUUUUCAAUGGUGUGAGUGAAGAGGAAACGUUUAAAGUUACGUUAGAUUUAUGAACAUCAAAGAGAAGCACAGGGAAAUGAAAGCUGUGUUCACUCAUUUAACACUGUCAAACAUGUCUCUGACCUGAAAACACAACCACAAUCUGACCUUUGUGACUGUUGAGGAAACUACAUACCCUAUAAUUAAUUCAGUUAUGCUAGCUUAUAUGUACCUCCAGAUCUUUAAUGUUUACAUUUUUUUGUAACUGAUCAAAACAAGGAGCUUCUGCACUUUUAAGUAUUUCAUAUGGUACCGUCUUCACUAAAGGCUCGACAUGAUGGCUGGCCUUCGUGAAUUGUUACUUUUUAACUGUUUCUACUGACACCAUUUUGUGUGAUUCACGCUGACAUUUUAGAGCAAUGCUUUUAGCAGUAGUAUCCAGGUUUGUGAUGCUUUUAAGCCUUAUCUUUACUAACUGAAUCAUCGCUCAACAUUUCUUAUACCUGAACACUAGUGUAAAUGUAAACUGACUUCCUAUGCCUUAAAAAGUUGGAUGCCAAAAGAAAAAAAGAAAAUGUUUGAUUUGUUUUGUUUUGUUUUGUUUGCACUUUUGUAAUAAAGCAUCAGUGGCUGUUGCCACAGAUGAGAGAGAAUGAAAGGUAUUUGGCUUUUUUCGAGGGGGGAUGCUUAUCCCAAUUAUUUACAUUCUGUUGAACUUUGUACGUGUUUAGUCUUUUCUGUUUUGCAACAUUUUCAACUCCAGCCUUCACAUGCCUGUACCAGCAUCAAGAAAUCAAAGCAAGCAGGACACAGCACAUUGAGUGUGUUACAUAAGUCCAACUUUGAUCUCUAUAUAGGUUUUCACGUAGUAUUGUAAAAAUUCCUUUCUAAAGAGCAGCACAUGGUUAAAAAGGUCUACUUUAAUGUUGCCUUCACCUCUUAUGUUAAUUCAGUCAUAUACAAAAUAUUAACUUUGAGGUCAGUCACAUUUCCUGUUUUAGUCCCUCAUGUGAGGGUCUGAUGGUUUCAUCAUGAACACUAAUAGCAGAAGUUGGAGGUUGUGGAUUAUUAGUCACAAAAAAAUGUGCCUGUCAGCAAAAAAAGCUUUCUUGUAAUGCCAGUUGGCCAUUCCUUUGACUAUAAAUUUCAACACAUUCCCCUAUCAAAAAAUAGUGAAGCUGGUCCACAACACCAGAAUAAAUGCUCCUCUUUUUUGCUUUUUUAUAAGGAUAUCGAUGAGUGCUAUGCUGUCAAGUACGAGAAAAACAUACUUAUAUUUUUUAAGGCAAAUAAUUUUUACUAUUGUGUGCCCCAAGUCCAGAAAAGCAUUUGGCAACUCAUUAACUACAAUAAACAACAGCUGAUGUUUUAUUACCACUUUCAAACCCUUACUGUCUGAUGUUAAAAAAUCACAGGAUAGGAAUAUCUAGCUAGCUUCCACAACGUAAGCUAGCUGACCAUAAUUAGUUAACAGUUUACGCCUUUAGAUAAAAGUGGGUAACCGGACGUUAGCCAGCAAACCAUAAAGUUAGCUAGCAACUCUUAACAUUAUCUAGCAGUAUUAAGAACUUGCCUACAAUGCUAUUGAUUAUCUAGCCUCAGCUAAUGUAAUGUUAACUGGCUCAUCAUGAUGUUAGCUCACGUGUUAGCUGGCCUCAAUAAUGGCUAACAGUGGAAUAAGCUAUUUGCAGUACUGUUAGCUGUGAAGUAAUAUAUAGUCACCCAUAGAUUACUAACACUGUGUUUGCUCGCUGACCAUAUUAGUGGCUAUGUUACUAAAUAAACUGAUAUAAUAAUAAGCUGUGUCAAAUGUUAACCGAUGUACUGUUAGCCAGCCAGCUGUGUCAGUAUUUAUCUUUUGUUUUUUUUUCAAAGUAGACACACAAUACAUUCAUACUUUUUGCAGGUUUUCCUGUGAUAAUGAGUACAUUUUGUAGAGUUCAACUUAUUUAUUUCCUUCUUCCCAGACAUUUUCCCAAGAUGAUUGGGAAAUUCCUCAAGAAAUUACCAAAUAUUUAUGCUGUCUUAGGAAAUGGAGUAAA